AUGGCUGUGGUAGUCCAAGAACUGAAUGAGAAUUGUGGCCUGUCGGGUAACCAAGGCAAUUCAGCUGCUGAACAUACAGGUAACUGCAAGCGCAGUGAACCAGAGGGAGGCAAACAAAGAAAUCUGGAAGACGAGAUUAGUACAAUUACUGAAGUUGCUGCUGAACGGCAAGAGAGAAAAGCGGAGAAUCCACAUUUUAUACCAGAGACUGUCAAGGUCACUGGCGUACAAGCUUCCGCGGCUGCAACAACAGCAGACUCCGACACAGCAACAGGGCCACCAUACUGCAUACUGUCAGAACGCGAAAAGAUCUUCAUCAUACUCUUGGUCUCAUUCGCAGCCAUUAUCUCCCCUAUCUCCAGCAGCAUCUACUUUCCGGCUCUGAACAAUCUCGCAAAGGACUUGAAUGUCUCCAUUUCGCUUAUCAACAUAACCAUCACAACAUAUCUGAUCUUCCAAGGAAUUGCGCCGUCUUUCAUAGCGAACUUUGCAGAUACCCACGGUCGACGACCCGCCUACCUAAUCUGCUUCACCGUAUAUCUAGCGGCGAAUAUAGGACUCGCGGUCCAGGACAGCUACGCCUCACUCUUGGUCAUGCGUUGCCUGCAAAGCUCAGGCAGCAGUGGCACAAUUGCACUGGGAAGCGCAGUCGUUGCCGAUCUAUCAACCAGAGCAGAGCGAGGCAAGUAUAUAGGAUACGCCAGUAUGGGCGUGACCCUUGGGCCUGCCUUGGGACCAAUCCUAGGCGGUUUAUUGGACCAUUACCUUGGCUGGCGAGCGGUCUUUUGGUUCCUGGUCAUUUUAAGCGGUGUUCUCGGGACCAUCAUUGCUAUCAUCUUGCCUGAAACCUGCCGCGCGGUUGUGGGCAACGGCUCUGUCCCUGCUGCCAGGUGGAAUCAGUCUGCAUGGCAGAGACUGCGGCAGAAACGGGGAGCUCGAAAGCAAAAGCCAGAGCCGGUCUAUCAAACCAUCGAGAAACGGCGUCGACGCGCCAAUCCGUUCGCAUCUGCCCUGAUCGCCACCGAUAAGGAAGCACUCAUCAUUCUGAUCUAUGGCUCACUAUUGUUCUCCGGCUACAUGGCCGUCUUGAGCACCUUGACCUCCCAGCUGCAAAGCAGAUUCAACUUCAACUCCAUUCAGGUCGGACUCUGCUACCUUCCAGUAGGCAUAGGCAGUCUGAGCUCCCGCUGGACAGUCGGACGAAUUCUAGACUGGAACUUUCGACGCGAAGCCCGACGGCAGGGCCUCGCCAUCGAAAAGAACCGACAGCAGGAUAUCCGACAUUUCAACAUCGAGGUUGCCCGCUUGUCUGUGACGAUCCCCCUGGUCUACUGCGCCUGCUUGUGUAUCAUAGCCUACGGCUGGGUCAUGGAGUAUAAGACUGCGCUUGCCGGCCCGGUGGUGAUGCUCUUCUUCACGGGGCAUCUGACCUCUGGGGCAUUCAGCUCGGUAAGUACAUUGAUUGUGGACCUGAACCGCCAGAGUCCUGCCACUGCAGUCGCUGCGAACAAUCUGUUCCGGUGUCUGUUGGGUGCGGGAGUCGUUGCGGCUGCGGAUCCAGUGAUCCAGCACAUAGGGAUCGGUUGGACAGCCACGCUUAUUGCGCUUCUGUGGGUACUUUUUAGCCCGCUUAUGUGGGCUGUAUUCAAAUGGGGGCAUGGAUGGAGAGAGGAGCGUAGUAGCAACGAAAAGAUGGAGGCGAACCCAGCCGAAGAGCUAUCCAGACCUGUGGGGGAAGUUCCAACGGCCAAGGAGGGUGUUUGA
Aspergillus fischeri NRRL 181 is the source of this 1764-nucleotide messenger RNA. Its product is annotated as putative MFS transporter. The record is from RefSeq and is a predicted model, not a curated record. Gene Ontology annotation, biological process: transmembrane transport. The transcript is spliced from 2 exons. Lineage: Eukaryota; Fungi; Ascomycota; Eurotiomycetes; Eurotiales; Aspergillaceae. The coding region runs from base 1 to 1764 and encodes 587 amino acids. Gene Ontology annotation, molecular function: transmembrane transporter activity.